Anthostomella pinea is the source of this 1332-nucleotide messenger RNA. NCBI's taxonomy places the organism in Eukaryota, Fungi, Ascomycota, Sordariomycetes, Xylariales, Xylariaceae. The record is from the annotation of a GenBank genome assembly.
AUGGCUGCAACAACCACAGUCACACGGUCUUUGCCCGCGCUGCCGGAGGGCUGGUCCGCCGACAAGGACUUCAAGCCCAUCACCAAGAUCACUGCCUCGUCGCAGCGAACCAUCGAACCCGUCGGACCUCACUUCCUCGCCCAUGCCCGCCGUGCUAGACACAAGCGCACAUUCUCCGAGGAUGACCGCAUCCAGGCGCAGGAGUCCGCCAAGAAGAUCGAGAAGGAUGACGAGAGCGAUGAGAGCGAGCCCGAGGACCCCAUGAUGCUGCAGCGCGAGGCCAAGGAUUGGAAGUCCCAAGAUCACUACCAAGUUCUGGGUAUAACCAAGUACCGCUGGAAGGCCACCGAGGACCAGAUCAAGCGCGCCCACCGCAAGAAGGUCCUGAAGCAUCACCCCGACAAGAAGGCGGCUCAAGGCAGCAGUGAGGAUGACAGCUUCUUCAAGUGCAUUCAGAAGGCUACCGAAGUCCUGCUCGACCCCGUUAAGCGACGACAGUUUGACUCGAUCGACGAGAAGGCUGACGUCGAGCCUCCGUCCAAGAAGGAGAGUGGCAAGAACUUCUACAAGCUCUGGAGCAGGGUCUUCAAGGCCGAAUCCCGCUUCUCCAAGCAACAGCCCGUGCCUAUGUUCGGCGACGCCAACUCGACAAAGGAGGAAGUCGACAAUUUCUACAACUUCUGGUACAACUUCGACUCGUGGCGUACGUUUGAGUACCUGGACGAGGAUGUACCCGACGACAACGAGAACCGUGGCCAGAAGCGCCACAUGGAGCGCAAGAACGCCAACGCACGCAGCAAGAAGAAGGCCGAGGACAAUGCGCGUCUGAGAAAGAUGCUGGAUGACUGUUCGGCUGCCGACGAGCGCAUCAAGCGCUUCAGACAGGAGGCCAACGCCGCCAAGAAUAAGAAGAAGAACGACAAGGAGGCUGCUGAGAAGAAGGCCAAGGAGGAUGCUAGGCUGAAGAAGGAAGCCGAGGAAAAGGCGGCAAAGGAGGCCGAGGAAAAGGCCAAGGUCGACCGCGAGGCCAACAAGAAGGCGAAAGAAGCCGCCAAGACAGCCGUCAAGAAGAACAAGCGUAUCCUCAAGGGCUCUGUCAAGGAUGCAAACUACUUCGCUAGUGGUGAUGCCACUGCCGCGCAGGUCGAUGCCGUCUUGAACGAUGUUGACUUGAUCCAAGGCAAGAUCGACCCGGAUGAGAUUGCUGCUCUGGCUGGCAAGCUCAACGGCCUCAAGGUCGCGGACGAGAUCAAGGGAGUGUGGAGUGGAGAGGUUAAGCGUCUUGUCGGCGCUGGCAAGCUGAAGGACGGCGAGGCGAAGUCUUUGGUGUGA